AUGAAGAUGGGGAAUUAUUCUGCAGUGACUGAAUUCCUUCUGGUGGGGCUUUCUCAAUACCCAGAACUACAGCAUUUUCUCUUUGUGCUCUGCCUCAUCAUGUACAAGAUUAUCCUACUAGGAAACAGUCUCCUCAUUAUCAUCAGCAUCCUGGAUCCUCGCCUCCAUACCCCUAUGUACUUCUUUCUUGGAAAUCUUUCAUUCUUAGACAUCUGUUACACAUCACCAUUCAUUCCACCAAUGCUUGUUAUGUUUAUGUCAGAGAGAAUAUCCAUCUCCUUUCUUGGUUGUGCCCUGCAGAUGGUUAUCUCCCUUGGCUUGGGCUCCACUGAAUGUGUUCUCCUGGCUGUGAUGGCCUAUGACAGGUAUGUAGCCAUCUGCAACCCACUGAGGUACCCCAUCAUCAUGAACAAGGUGUUAUACAUGCACUUGGCUGCGUGGUCCUGGGCUAUAGGCUACAUGAACUCCUUAGUGCAAACAGUCAUUGCAAUGGUGUUGCCUUUCUGUGGUAACAAUGUUAUUGAUUAUCUUACCUGUGAGAUCCUGGCUCUUCUAAAACUAGUGUGCUCAGAUAUAUCAAUGAAUGUGCUUAUUAUGACAGUGGCAAGUAUUAUUAUACUGGUGGUUCCUCUGCUGUUAAUUUUUGUAUCCUAUAUUUUCAUUCUCUCUUCCAUCCUAAGAAUUGAUUCUGCUGAGGGGAGAAAAAAAGCCUUUUCUACCUGUUCAGCCCACCUGACUGUGGUGAUCUUAUUCUAUGGGUCAGCCCUUUUUAUGUACACGAAACCCAAGUCAAAGAACACCAAAGUAUCUGAUGAAAUCAUUGGACUGUCCUAUGGAAUGAUAACCCCAAUGUUGAAUCCCAUCAUCUAUAGCCUGAGGAAUAAGGAAGUAAAAGAGGCUCUGAAGAAAAUUUUGAAAAGACACUUGCAUCUAACAAAAAUAUGA
Messenger RNA from Marmota flaviventris (yellow-bellied marmot), 945 nucleotides. Its product is annotated as olfactory receptor 13D1-like. The record is from RefSeq and is a predicted model, not a curated record. Gene Ontology annotation, biological process: G protein-coupled receptor signaling pathway. Gene Ontology annotation, cellular component: membrane. Lineage: Eukaryota; Metazoa; Chordata; Mammalia; Rodentia; Sciuridae. Gene Ontology annotation, molecular function: G protein-coupled receptor activity; olfactory receptor activity.